This is a messenger RNA of Melanotaenia boesemani (Boeseman's rainbowfish), 2533 nucleotides long. RefSeq names its product tubby-related protein 3. Lineage: Eukaryota; Metazoa; Chordata; Actinopteri; Atheriniformes; Melanotaeniidae. Gene Ontology annotation, biological process: protein localization to cilium. Gene Ontology annotation, cellular component: cilium. The record is from RefSeq and is a predicted model, not a curated record. Bases 291 to 1859 code for a protein of 522 amino acids. The transcript is spliced from 12 exons.
ACAUUCAGCACCGUCACUUUCAUACCUGUUUCUUUCUGGAUCCCUGUACGUUGCUUGAAAUGUGAAGUCAUGGCAACAGCACAAGCCUGGCGACCUCAGCCUACCUCCGUGCAGAGUAGCUGUUACUCCCAUGGGUGGGACGGCUGUGUCGUUACUCUUCCACAGAGACAUUCAGCAGAGAUCUUCUGCUCUUUCUGCUGGGCUAGACUGCACGGAAACUUUGACCACAAGUAAAUGAAGGUUUUUGCGACACUGUUGGUACGUGGACUAGCAUUCCUGCAUUUGGACCCAUGGACACUGUAAAGUCUGAGGGAUCUCAGCCUGCCUACAGUCGCUGGUCAUACAGACCCUCCAGCUCUGCCAGCUUCUCCUCCAACUCCACAUCAAGCGGCCUUGAAGAUGACAGCGCCAGUCUUAUGCAACAGAAGCUGGAGAAACAGAGAGCACUGCUGGAACAGAAGCAGCGGAGGAAACGUCAGGAACCGCUCAUGGUCCAGCCCAACACUGAGGCCCGGCCCCGGCGCUCCAGGAUGCGGCGCGGUGAAGAACAGGCCCCGCUGGUGGAGUCCCAGCUCAGCGUUGCCAGCGAUGUCGUCAUGGGUGGUAUUGAUGGUCCAGCAGCUUUCCUGAGCUCAGAAACCCCUGAUCUGGGAAUGAAAAUCCAAAUCCUGUCAGUGAGCCAGACCCAUCCUCAUUCCCCCAAGUCUCACUGCCAGUCCCAGCUCCAGUCCCAGUCCCAGCUCCAGUCCCAGUCCCAGCUCCAGCUCCAGUCCCAGUCCCAGUCCCAGUCCCAGCUCCAGUCCCAGUCCUCUGUUGCUGAACAGGCAGAGAGGGAAGGAGACACAGAGACCCUGUUAGAACCCAAGACGGAUAUCCAUGAGUUGCUUCAGAAACAAGGUCUGUGUGGAAGUCUGAACUUCGAUGAAGCCAGUGAGCACGAGGAAGAUGUGGAGGAAGAGCGGACGCUUUCCCCCUCCUCUCAUACAGACACUACCAGGCCUGCCUCAGCUGCUAGUGGCAAGGACGCCUCAGACGUGGUAAUCCCUGGAUCACCCACAGCAGAAAACUUACUUGCAGAUGUGGCGAACCUGGAGGAUUUCGUGUUGCGCCCUGCACCCCAAGGUGUCACCGUUAAAUGUCGCAUCAGCCGAGACAAGAAGGGCAUGGACCGUGGCCUCUAUCCCACCUACUUCAUGCACAUGGAGAGAGAAGAUGGCAAGAAGGUGUUUUUGCUGGCAGGAAGAAAGAGAAAGAAGAGUAAAACCUCUAACUACCUUAUUUCAGUGGAUGCUACUGAUCUGUCCAGAGAGGGGGAGAGCUUCAUAGGUAAACUAAGGUCCAACCUCAUGGGCACCAAAUUCACAGUGUAUGACAGCGGCAUCAACCCCUGCAAAAACCCCGGGACUCUUCUGGAAGAGAGCAACACACGGCAGGAGCUGGCUGCCAUCUGCUAUGAAACCAACGUGCUGGGCUUCAAAGGACCUCGUAAAAUGACUGUAAUCAUCCCGAGCAUGAACAUGAACUUUGAAAGAGUUCCUGUAAGGCCUCAAAAUGAGCAGGAAAGCCUCCUGAACCGGUGGCAGAAUCAUUCCCUGGAAAACCUGAUUGAGCUGCACAACAAGGCCCCGGUGUGGAACGAUGACACCCAGUCGUACGUGUUAAAUUUCCACGGCCGUGUAACACAAGCUUCAGUGAAAAACUUCCAAAUAGUUCACGACAACGACCCCGACUACAUUGUCAUGCAGUUUGGUCGAGUGGCUGAAGACGUCUUCACACUGGACUACAACUAUCCCAUGUGUGCUCUUCAAGCGUUUGCCAUCGGCCUGUCCAGCUUUGACAGCAAGCUGGCCUGCGAGUAGAAGCGGGAGCACGUCGAACGAAGCUCGGCUCCAUCAGCUCGGCUCCAUCAGCUCGGCUCCAUCAGCUCACCUCCCCGCACGCAGUGAAGGACGAGUUGUACACAAAUGUGUUAUUUUAAAAGGGAAAAGUCAAACUUCUUGUUCUUACAACUACAAAAAAAGACGUCAUAUUUAUGACCUUAUUAGCAGAAAUGUGAUGUGUUUUAGUUUUUUGCCUUUUUGUUUUAGCUCAAAGCAUCAACCAGCUUGAACAUGGCCGUUACUCUGGCGCCAUCUGCAGGCCAAACUUUCCUUUUUCUCUUUUUUAAAAGCCGAGACAGAAAGAGCUUUUUUCUUCCAGUGAUCAGCUGCAGCGCUUUUUCUUGUAACUCGUUUACAUCUUCUUACAAACUGAAAUCAUUCUUUUAUGACCAUGUUGUGUGUCGUGUCCUUGAGUGGAAGGUGAAGUUUUAAAAGCUGCUUUUGUUUUGUUUUGUGAAUAAGUUUUUUUCUGUAAUUUUACUUUUGUCUUAGGAAGUUGGAUCAUCACAAAAAGGAACGCAUAAAUGCAGAAUUGCACAUUUUAAGAUAAAGAGUACACAUAAUGUAUAUAAAAUACAACGUAAUGUCUUAUUUUGGCCUGUUUGUACCAGUCUUUAAUCAAUGUGGAGUAUUAAAUAUCACUUCAGGACAUA